CAAAUGAGCUGACAAUGAUCGGAUUGAAAGCGUCGACUCUUUGAGGCAGGCAUUGAAAUCAAACCGAAAACCCACGAAACCCGCCGGCAACUGAAUCCACUGAAUCCACUGAGUACUGGCAACCAAAGAGGGGCCCUGAAAUACCUUGUGCCCAGCUAGCAGCUGCAAUAAUGCACAUUUCUGCUGAGGUCAGUUCGACCACCUCAAAUCAAAUACAGCAACACCAGCAGCAGCAGCAACACCAGUUGUUGCAGCAGCAGCAGCAACAACAGACAGCAACAACGACCACAACGAAGCGGCGGAAUGCUGAGUCCUCUGCCAGCAGCAAUAACAACAAUAACACUAACAAUAACAACAACAGCACCACGAACAACAACAACAAUAAUAAUAAUGUUAAAACAAAGCCCGUGGACACCAGUCCCUACUUGACCCCCGAGAAUCUCAUCGAGCGCACCGUCGACGUCCUGCUCGCCGAACAUCCUGGCGAGCUGGUCAAGACGGGGUCGCCACAUGUGGUCUGCACCACUUUGCCUACGCACUGGCGCUCAAACAAGACUCUACCGAUCGCCUUCAAGGUUUUGGCACUGGGCGAGGUCAUGGAUGGCACUAUAGUCACCAUUAGAGCCGGAAACGAUGAGAACUUCUGCGGGGAGCUGAGAAACUGCACGGCAGUGAUGAAAAAUCAGGUGGCCAAGUUCAAUGAUCUGCGGUUCGUGGGCAGAAGCGGAAGGGGCAAGAGCUUCACACUGACGAUUGUCAUCUCGACGAACCCCAUCCAGAUAGCCACCUACACCAAGGCCAUCAAGGUGACCGUGGAUGGGCCGAGGGAACCCAGAUCGAAGGUGCGACACCAGGGAUUCCAUCCGUUCGCCUUUGGGCCACAACGUUUCGGACCGGAUCCACUUAUGGCCGGAUUGCCCUUCAAGUUGCCAGGAUUCGCACACCAUUUGGUGGGGAUGCACAGCCAUCUUCAUGCGCCCGACUGGCGCGCCCACAUGGCCUUGGGCGGUCGUCCAGCCGCCUUUACCGCCGCCCCCUUUUUUGGCCACCAUGCGGCCGCUUUUCCCACCGCCAGUGGCCUGCGUGGAUUGAGUGGGGACAGCCAGCAGCACCAGCAGCAGCAGCAGCACUUGGCCACCGUGGGGGCGGCACAUAGCACCACCAGUCCGGAGGGAUCGCCGACCACCACCACCACGAGCGGUACGCAGCUGAGCGCCUUUGUCCAGCCACCGAUGACGUCGUCGCCUCCGCCGGUCACCAGUUUGCAGCACGACAAUAACAAUAACAACAGCAACAACAACAACAGCAGCAGUCACAUUGAUGCGGGCUUCGAAAGCGACAGCAUUUCGGUAACAGGAUCGCCGCGGAAAAGCCUUGGCUCCCCUUUGACCCACGACGAGGAGGAGGCGGAGGCAGAGGCUGAAGCAGAAGCAGAAGCGGAGGCCGAGGAAGCGGAGGUGGGCGGAUUGAGUCUGAAUGGUGGCGGCAUUCAGGGCACGCUGCACAGCGAAAGUUCCCCCGGCUCGGGUGGCGCCUUCACCGCCCUCAUCCAGCGCAGUGGCAAAAAUCCCACCGAAUUAUUCGGCGGCUUUGCCGGCGCAGGUGGAAAUCACUUUGCCCCCAGCGGUCAUAGUUUCAAUCCCGCUCUGGCCGCCCAACUCUUCCUGCAAAGUCCCCUUUUGCCGCAAUCCAGCCAGUGGCUAUAUACCCAGCUAUAUGGCAGCUACAGUGAUCUCCCCUGGCUGAGGAACGCGGCGGCUGCGGCGGCCGCGAAUAUAAAUCCCGGCCAGGAGAACCCCGGCGUUCCGCCAGUGGGCAGCAAUCCCGAUCACGAUGGCGUUAACCUGAUCAAGCGCUGUGUCACACUGAUAACCCACAAUCCGCCGGACGCGGAGAACGCCAAUCCAAACGCCUCGCCGCCGGUCAGCUCCACCAGGCGAUCGCCCUCCCCCGUGGAAACCAUCGACCUGGACGACGUGAGCACCACAUCGCGCUCGGCCAGCGGUUCAAGUGGCCAUGGCGGCGGAGUGGGAGUGGGUGGUGCAGUGGGACCCAUCAGGACGCGCACACCCAAACCGUCGGCGGAUGUCUGGCGUCCCUACUAGCGGCUGGCGGCCGCCUUGCUCGGCACAUGUCUGGCGGCCCAAGGUCAAGGGGGCGGCGUCGGAGGUCCCGAUGAGCAGGAGGCGGAGCGGGUCACCUAGCUGGUCCACAGCGAGUGGAAAUGGGCAGGAAGGGGGCGCAGCAGCGAGCUUGUGGUGUUGUGAAUAGUCGCCAUAUCGCAGCUGGCGGGGAUUGCAACUUGAAUUUGUUGAGCCAUUGGGUAACCCAAGCAGGAUAUUCAAUUACAAAUACGCUUUUAUUGCUGUUUAUUAAAUGGAAUAAUAGAAAAGUUUAGCCAGGAAUAGGAAUUUCAUAUAAUGUAAUAUAUUUUGUUUGAAAUGAAAAUAUAAAAAAUAUUUAGUUUGCAUUUGAUGUCCAGUUAGCACAGAUUUAUGUUCGCUUAUCAACACUAAAAACACAAAAAACAGUAAUACCAAAUUAAUAAAUAUUUCAAAAAUAAUGUAAGGACUUCAGCAUAAUUAAAUUAAAUGUCUCUUCCAUUCUCAUAAAUUCUUGAUGAAUUCAUAAAUUAUUAUUUUUCAAAA
Molecule: messenger RNA, 2648 nt
Organism: Drosophila sechellia
Lineage: Eukaryota; Metazoa; Arthropoda; Insecta; Diptera; Drosophilidae
Gene: RunxB
Product: RUNX family transcription factor Runt related B
Exons: 5
Coding region: 171-2105 (644 amino acids)
Biological process (GO): regulation of DNA-templated transcription
Cellular component (GO): nucleus
Molecular function (GO): RNA polymerase II cis-regulatory region sequence-specific DNA binding; ATP binding; DNA-binding transcription factor activity, RNA polymerase II-specific
Source: RefSeq, a predicted model, not a curated record